AUGUCCGAGCAAUACACACUGCCAGUGACCCUUCCUCCUGCCCUCAGUCAGGAGGUUUUCAAGACUGUUUCUCUUCCAGCCAGUACCCAGGUGGAGCAAAUGAAGCAGCCAACCCCACUGCCUGCCCUGUGCCAGAAGGUACCCUCCGAGCUCCCAGUGGAGGUCCCCUCAAAGCAAGGAGAGCAGCACACAACUGUGAAGGGGGUACCUGAGCAAGAGUGUGAGAAGCAGCAGCAGCAACAGGAGCCACAGGAGCAGGAACUGCAUCUGGAACAGCAGCAGCAGCAGCAGGAGUCACAGGAGCAGGAAUUGCAUCUGGAACGGAAGCAGCAGCAGGAGUCACAGGAGCAGGAACUGCAUCUGGAACAGCAGCAGCAGCAGGACUCACAGGAGCAGGAACUGCAUCUGGAACGGAAGCAGCAGCAGGAGUCACAGGAGCAGGAACUGCAUCUGGAACAGCAGCAGCAGCAGCAGGAGUCACAGGAGCAGGAACUGCAUCUGGAACAGCAGCAGCAGGACUCACAGGAGCAGGAACUGCAUCUGGAAUGGAAGCAGCAGCAGGAGUCACAGGAGCAGGAACUGCAUCUGGAACAGCAGCAGCAGGACUCACAGGAGCAGGAACUGCAUCUGGAAUGGAAGCAGCAGCAGGAGUCACAGGAGCAGGAACUGCAUCUGGAACAGCAGCAGCAGGACUCACAGGAGCAGGAACUGCAUCUGGAACGGAAGCAGCAGCAGGAGCCACAGGAGCAGGAACUGCAUCUGGAACAGCAGCAGCAGCAGGAGUCACAGGAGCAGGAACUGCAUCUGGAACAGCAGCAGCAGGAGUCACAGGAACAGGAACUGCAUCUGGAACGGAAGCAGCAGCAGGAGUCACAAGAGCAAGAACUGCAGCAGCAGCAACAGGGACAACAUGGGGAACAUCAGGAAGCAGAAAACCUGGAGCAACAACUUGAGCAGAAGAAAGCACAAAGGGAUCAGCAGCUGAAGGAGCAGUUGGAAAAAGAGAAGAAGCCCUUGGACCAGCAUCUAGAUCAAGAGCUCACAAAGAGAGAUGAGCAACUGGGAAAGAAAGAAGAGCAGCUUCUAGUGCCAUCCGAGCAACAGGAGGGGCAGCUGGAGCAGCCUGUAUUUGUCCCAACUCCUGGCCAGAACGAAGAGAUCCAGCCAGUUCAGCGCCCUCUUGAAAUCUUGCUCCCCGCUGAGCAGCAGAACCUGAAGCAGGAGGUACAGUAG
Molecule: messenger RNA, 1233 nt
Organism: Galeopterus variegatus (Sunda flying lemur)
Lineage: Eukaryota; Metazoa; Chordata; Mammalia; Dermoptera; Cynocephalidae
Gene: IVL
Product: involucrin
Exons: 2
Coding region: 1-1233 (410 amino acids)
Biological process (GO): keratinocyte differentiation
Cellular component (GO): cornified envelope
Source: RefSeq, a predicted model, not a curated record